Messenger RNA from Penicillium psychrosexuale, 1437 nucleotides. RefSeq names its product BOD1/SHG1 domain-containing protein. The coding region runs from base 1 to 1437 and encodes 478 amino acids. The transcript is spliced from 3 exons. Lineage: Eukaryota; Fungi; Ascomycota; Eurotiomycetes; Eurotiales; Aspergillaceae. The record is from RefSeq and is a predicted model, not a curated record.
AUGGCUUCUGAUGAGGCAAUGGAUGAUUCUACAGCUAAACGGCCUAUUGAUAUCGAGAGCGUGAAGCGCAAGAAGUUCAAGACCGAUGACCUUCCCUUGUCUGCGGCGCAACAUGCGGUCAUUGACAAACUCUUACAUUCAUUCAAGAAGAAGGGUGGCUUUGAUAGUGUCCGAAAACAAAUAUGGGCUGAAUUCAAUGACGGAGAACUUCGAACCGAUUUUACCAACAAGUUAGUCGCACUUGCAGAGUCAGCGAUCGAUCGCGAGCCGGCACUGCUGUCCCGCGAAAGAGGAAAGGCAGCGACACUCAUUGAGGGCGCGGUGGACCGCGGUGAUGUCUACAAGAGCGUGGAGGGCUCCAUCGACCAAUUAGCAUCCAAACACCUGGAUUUCAUCCUGGAAUCUGUUCGUGAGAUCCGAUGUCAGGACGUUGGAGAGGACGUGGCUGCCCGUGAACUCGAGCUAGGGAACAAAACCGAUGCAGAUUACGAAGCCUACGUCAGCUCCCAGCGGGAGGAGCGGGAAAAAGUGUGGCGCGAAGAGGAGCGCAAACAGAGAGAGAUUGAGGAAGAGGAAAAACGCAUCAGGGAUGAAGAACGCAAAAAGAAGCGUGAACUUGAACGACAGAAAGACGAAGAAGAUCGGGCCCGAAGAAAGGAAAUUGAUGAACAGAGGCGAGCUGAUCGGGAACGCCAACGCGAAGAGCAACGAAUACUCGACGAGCAGCGAGAGCGAGAGCGAGAGGGAAGAUACGAGCGACGAAGGCGUGAAGAUAGGGAGCGAUAUCGAGGCUGGGACCGCGACCGCAGUCGAACUCGAGAUAGAGACCGUUUCCGUGAUCGCUCUGACCGUGGGUUAUCCCCUAGGCCCCGGGAUUCAAAACACGACAAGUCAUCUACAUCGAAUGCUCCCACUCCUGUGCUACCGCCUCUUGUGGAUGAGAAGUCACUCGAGGAGGCUGCUUUGCAAAUGCUAUUGAAAGAAGGCGAAGAACUUGCAGCCAAGGCUCGACAGAAGCCCGAGUUUGACUUUGAAGAGGCUGAGGCUAUUGAAAAUGGACUGAAACCGCCAGUAUCAGCGUUAGGGCCGGCCAAGACUGCCAAUGAUUCAAGGUUUUCUAAUACGAUGUCUACGAGAGCGGCCAGCAUAUCCCGAGAUUCUAACACGAGGCGUGGUUCUCUUGCAGACCGGGGUGAUCGGUCCCGACAUUUGACUCGGGAUCGAAGCCGUAGUCGCUCGCGUCGACGACGCACCUCACGUUAUGACACAGAUCGCCGACGUGAACGGUCUCGGGAUACUUCUGUGAGGUCUCGAGAUCGUGAUAUGGAUGCGCGCCGUGGCUACCGCGACUUCCGGGAUGACCGAGCAACCGGAGCAAGUCACCCCGCCGCCGGGUCCGAUCUCCGGAGCGAGAGCGUGAACAGCGACCCCGGUUAG